AUGGGCGCAAUUCACCGACUCCUCCACGACGUUGAAAGCAUUCAGCUGAUGAGCCCAGUAUCACUGGGCGCUAUAGCAGCUGUAAUCGCGCUGGGCCUGGUGUACCUGUGGAGGUCUCGCCCAAAGCCCCAUAACCUUCCUGUCGUCAAGGUCACUGGGAACAAUGUCGUCGAGACGCUAGAAGAGGCACAUGAAAAGCAUCCCAAUGAGCCCUUCAUGCUCUCUCUUCCUGGCAUGGAUAUGGCUGUUUUGCCAGACUCUGAGAUUGAGACGAUAAGAGGUCUGCCUGAAACCGAUGUAUCAAUCAAGAAGCACCACUAUGACGUUUUCCUGGGCGAGUACUCCUACAUGGGUACAAAAGCCGACGAGUUUGACAGCACCAUGCGAAACGUAUUGACUCGGAAUACUCCUGCGGUCUUGGCAUCUUUUACCGCCGAGGUCGAAUAUGCCGUGAACAAGAUGAUCGGCCCCUGCAAGGAGUGGACCGCCGUCAAACCCAGAUACGCCAUGUCGAGGAUCGCUUCCAUCAUGUCCGGCCGUGCUUUUGUCGGGCUGCCUCUGAGCCGACAGGAAGAAUGGGUUGAGGCGACGGUUGACUAUACCGCCGGCGUCUCGCGAGCUUGGCUCGUACUCAGGCUCAUUCCUUGGCCCAUUCGCUUCUUCGUCGCCCCCUUCCUUUCCCAAGUGAAGGCUCUAAAGCAGCAAAGGACCAUCAACGAACAGAAACUAGCCCCCGUCAUCGCCGAAAAGCGAUCUGGUGCCAAGAAAGACAAGAGGGUGCCGGGCGGCGACAUGCUCGAGUGGUUCAUUUCUCAGUACUCUCAGCCGCCGAACGCGCAGCAGCUUGGCCGAGACCAGCUUCUCGCGACCUUUGCUUCAAUCUACAAUCUUUCAAAUGCCCUGUCGUACAUUAUCUUUGAUCUAGCGGCGCUCGACCCGGAGGAUGUCGAGCUCAUGCGAGAGGAGGUGCUUCAGCACGUCCCCGCCGACGGCAGAAUCGACAAGAUGAACCUACCCAAGCUCAAGAGACUGGACAGCUUCGCGAAAGAGUCGCAGCGGCUUUCGCCUCCAUCGCUUGUGAACAUCCCCCGUAUUGUUACCAAUCCCAACGGACUCCACUGUUCCACUGGCCAUGUACUUCCGCAAGGCACUCGUAUGACCAUCCACGCGCAUGCCAUCAACCAAAAUCCAGAGCUCUAUCCAAACCCUGCGGAAUUUCAGCCUUUCCGCUUCUCGAAGCUACGAGAAACGCCUGGAAAUGAGCACAAGUUCCAGCAUGCGACCACUGGCAUUGACAACAUCAACUUUGGGCACGGGAUUUGGGCUUGCCCAGGCCGCUUCUUUGCCAGCGCGGAGAUCAAAGUGGUGCUGGCGUACAUUCUCCGCCACUACGACGUGAAGCUGAAGCCUGGGGAGCUGAAGCCCAAGCAGCAGCAUUUUGGGCUAGCCAUUCUACCUGAUCCAACCGCCGAGGUUCUUUUCAAGGCGAGACAGUAG
Molecule: messenger RNA, 1497 nt
Organism: Purpureocillium takamizusanense
Lineage: Eukaryota; Fungi; Ascomycota; Sordariomycetes; Hypocreales; Ophiocordycipitaceae
Exons: 4
Coding region: 1-1497 (498 amino acids)
Molecular function (GO): iron ion binding; oxidoreductase activity, acting on paired donors, with incorporation or reduction of molecular oxygen; heme binding
Source: RefSeq, a predicted model, not a curated record